Messenger RNA from Parnassius mnemosyne (clouded apollo), 1170 nucleotides. NCBI's taxonomy places the organism in Eukaryota, Metazoa, Arthropoda, Insecta, Lepidoptera, Papilionidae. The record is from the annotation of a GenBank genome assembly.
AUGAACAAUAUUCAUUGUAAAUUCGCUGCACUGCUUAUUAUUCUGUGUUUAUUUCAUAAGAGAACUUUGACUCAUGGUGUGCCCUUUGUUGAAAUCCCUUCUACUAAUAGUACGCUUAAUUUUAUUGAUGUCAUUAAAGAAAAUCAAAAAUACGAGCCCAUCAAUGAUUAUUGUGCCCUUAGAAUUGUAGGAGGCGAAAAGGCUGAAAAUUCAUUGGUUCCCUACCAGGUCGUGUUGAGAAAAAAACAUUAUGCUGGCAUGUAUUGGUCUUCAUUUUGUGGUGGGUCACUAGUUACAUUUAAGAUCGUCCUUACGGCUGCACAUUGUAUUUAUAACACCAAUCUUUGGUAUGAGGAUACAGCAGGAAAAAUGGAUUCUACAGAUGGUAAAAACAUAGGAUUUGUUAAAAGACAGGAAUUGAUUAGUGAAAGUAAGGAAAUAGAAAUGAUUGGUCAUCUUCACGGUGACAUUUUUAACCAAGAUAAAUUUUUAAUUAAUGGUGUUGAAAUGAGUGUUAAAUUGGUUCGAUCAAGAGAGAGUUUUAAUUUAAUUGUUGGAUCAAACGAUGUAAAGUUUAAAGUUUGUAUUACGGACGCAACUCUUAUUGUUCGACGAGCACGAAUUAAUCCAAGUGUAUUACUCGCACAUCAAAAAGUUUUAGCUUCUACCACUGCUAAAUAUCCUAUUACUCGAGCUGAAGUAAAAGUUUUAACAAUUCCUUCGGGUGUUCAAGGAAAAACUCUUGAUAAUAUAUUUUUAGGACAGGUACCGAAAAGAUGUCCCAUCCGCAGAGAUCGUGAUACUCGCUUAUAUAUUGAUGGUCAACAAAUACCUUCAAAAGCUUUGCAACCAUCUUUUAAUAAUAGCAUAUUUACAUCAGCAUAUCAUACUCUAUUCUCGGGAACUGGUAUUCACUUUCUUAAUGAAGGAAAUGGAAUCUCUUGUGAACAGUAUGGCAAAGGUUACUGUCUAUUAGCAUUUGCCUUAACUCCUGAUUUAUCAGCUAACUCAUCAACUCAUUGGAAUCUCAUAAAGCAUGGUAGUGUAAGAAUAGAAGUACGAUUUGAAUCCUCAUUAAUACAAACAAUUAACUGUAUAGUUUAUGCUGAGUUUGAUAAUAUUAUUGAGAUAGAUAAAAACAGAAAUGUUACUGUAGACUAUAGUAGUUAA